Molecule: messenger RNA, 336 nt
Organism: Dovyalis caffra
Lineage: Eukaryota; Viridiplantae; Streptophyta; Magnoliopsida; Malpighiales; Salicaceae
Source: the annotation of a GenBank genome assembly
AUGGAAGUGGGAAUCCUCCUUCUCAAGGCCGAAAGAAGUAGAGGGGAGCUCCUUUGUAAUGUAAAUGAAGGUUUGGUGUUCAGUCCGCCAUUCCAAGACCGGAUGGGACCUAACAAACUCUCUACGUUCGUACCUGCAGCUAACAAGUCAGAAGUGUCCCUUGAGUCCGAGUUAGCUGCUCUAGUUCUAGUUCAAGACAGGAAAGUAUGGGACCGCUUGCUUAUGGCUUUGGAAGCGAGCAACCGACCCGGCAGAAGUAGAUCGGAAGUUAGGGAGUCAAAGUCUUACCUUUUUCUUUCAAGUCUUUCUGCCUUACUUUUGGAGGUAGGAGUCUAA